UGUGAGUCUUAAUGCAGGAUGCCCAAGCUGCACCCUAGGCUGCUUCUCCGAGGGCAGGAUGUGAAAACUCUUGGGGAAGAGCCCACUCUGGCCUCCAUUAAAGGGUUUGCUUAGCAGAUAGGCUAUUCCCUUGUGACUCUCCACCAGAGGUUUCCUGCCACGUGGGCUUCAGAGCAAUGGCCACGGAGGAGAAGAAGCCCGAGACAGAGGCUGCAAGAGCCCAGCCCACCCCGUCCUCAUCCGCUACACAGAGCAAGCCCACACCUGUUAAACCAAACUAUGCUCUGAAAUUCACCCUGGCCGGCCACACAAAAGCUGUGUCYUCUGUGAAGUUCAGCCCCAAUGGAGAGUGGCUGGCAAGCUCAUCUGCUGAUAAACUUAUUAAAAUUUGGGGAGCCUAUGACGGGAAGUUUGAGAAGACCAUCUCUGGUCACAAGCUGGGAAUAUCGGAYGUAGCCUGGUCAUCAGAUUCCAAUCUCCUCGUUUCUGCCUCUGAUGAUAAAACCUUGAAGAUCUGGGAUGUGAGCUCGGGCAAGUGUCUGAAAACGCUGAAGGGGCACAGUAACUACGUCUUCUGCUGCAACUUCAACCCACAGUCCAAUCUCAUCGUCUCAGGGUCUUUUGAUGAAAGUGUGAGGAUAUGGGACGUGAAGACGGGGAAGUGCCUCAAGACUCUGCCGGCUCAUUCAGAUCCAGUUUCAGCUGUCCAUUUUAAUCGUGAUGGAUCCUUGAUAGUUUCAAGUAGCUACGAUGGUCUCUGCCGCAUCUGGGACACCGCCUCGGGCCAGUGCCUGAAGACACUCAUUGAUGAUGAUAACCCCCCGGUGUCCUUUGUGAAGUUCUCUCCAAAUGGCAAAUACAUCCUGGCUGCCACUCUGGACAACACGCUGAAGCUCUGGGACUACAGCAAGGGCAAGUGCCUGAAGACGUACACUGGGCACAAGAAUGAGAAGUACUGCAUUUUUGCCAAUUUUUCUGUGACUGGUGGGAAGUGGAUCGUGUCUGGCUCUGAAGAUAACCUGGUGUACAUUUGGAACUUGCAGACGAAGGAGAUUGUCCAGAAGCUGCAGGGGCACACAGACGUUGUGAUCUCCACGGCUUGUCACCCGACAGAGAACAUCAUUGCCUCGGCUGCGCUAGAAAACGACAAGACCAUUAAACUGUGGAAGAGUGACUGCUAAGUGCCCUGGUGCCAUAGGGGCUGUUGGGACGUUGACCCUGAUGGGCAAGAAACGUGGCAGAGGGGCCCAAUUCAGGCCUGAGGUGGCCGAGGGGAAGUGCACGCCACCAGAAGGUUCUAGAGGUUGCUGUGACACUUCUGCCAACUCUGCCCUGUCUGGGAGGAGAUCCCAGUCUGUUGUGCUCAGAGAGGCAACCAGAUUUUUAAUUUUUUAUUACAAGAGUGAAGUUCAAUUUAUCAUGGGUUGUGUUUUUUCCAGUAAUUGUUCUGUACAUUUUUGAUAUUUUACUACCCAGUGGGAGCGCUGUGACCAGUMCCCUCCUGGGGCCCUGGGCCACUUUCCCAGUCCCUCCCACCCUCGCCUGCCACGUGGUGUCCUCACRCCGCAGCUCUGCCUGCCUGCCUGCCUGUCCGUCGACCCCUGCCUGUUGUAGUUCCCGGCGCGUUUCCAAGUCUUCCUGGAAAGUGCAGCGCUGUAAGGUUGCCUGUGUGAAGUCCUGUGUUUUGGGAGUUGGAGGCUGGUGGCCUGGCAGCUUGGUGGCUGCAGACAGUUUCCCCUUCGUGCCCAGCACUCACACAGCUGCACACGAGCUGUAAUAAAAGGUGGGAUUUUA
Urocitellus parryii (Arctic ground squirrel) is the source of this 1794-nucleotide messenger RNA. RefSeq names its product WD repeat domain 5 (gene Wdr5). NCBI's taxonomy places the organism in Eukaryota, Metazoa, Chordata, Mammalia, Rodentia, Sciuridae. The record is from RefSeq and is a predicted model, not a curated record. Gene Ontology annotation, molecular function: histone binding. Gene Ontology annotation, cellular component: Set1C/COMPASS complex.